UCGAUUCGUACAAUGUUUUGAAGUUAAUGAAAACAAAAACAUUUAUUUCUCAAUAAACUAAAUUACUAAAGUGUUAAAAAUGCCUCUCAUACGUUCUGCCAGUUUUAACUUGUUCAUCGAAAUCCUCAUUAGGAUAAUGUUGCUCUCCGUUUUCUGCUAUAUGGAAUCUAUGAGCCCCUUCAUCCGGGUGAUCCAGCCAUCGGAGCUGGAGAACGACUGCAAGUUCCCUCGCCACGAGUCCUACGUCCCCGGGAGCAUGCUCUGGUCGAUAGUGGUGUCCGUGCCCUGUGUGCUUACUCUGAUAGCCUGGGCUGUGUGUAACGACUGCAAUGAUGCAUUGGAGUUCCUACUGGCGUGGUCUCUGUCCUUGGGCAUUACUGGAGUAUUGACAGACUCAGCCAAAUUAAUAGUGGGUAGACCGAGGCCGGAUUUCUUCUACCGAUGCUUCCCAGAUGGUAUUGAGACACCCGAAUUGCAGUGCACUGGGGAUCCUGCUGAUAUCAUAGAGGGAAGGAAGUCCUUUCCGAGCGGGCAUAGCAGCAUAUCGUUUUGUUCGCUGGGCAUCGCCUCCGCGUGGAUAUGCGGGCGGUUGGGCACGGUAUCCAGGAGACGCGGUUCCGGUGCCAGGGUGCUGACAACGCUGGCGCCGCUGGUCGUUGCUGCGUGUAUCGCGUUAUCACGUACCUGCGACUACCAUCACCACUGGCAAGAUGUUCUAGUGGGAUCCAUCUUGGGUAUGUCAGUGUCCCUGUUCUGCUACCGGCAGUACUACAACGCCCUGACGUCGGACCUGUCCGGGAUACCGUAUAUAGUGUCCCGGGCGAACCUCGCCAAGUACUUCAACGGGAAACCUGACAUAAGCCCGGUGAAAGAUGUGAAGGAGGAAUCGACGCCAUUGCUCAAUGGCGUCAAGAAAGACGACAAGUGGAUUUAAUGUUAUUUUAAUUGUCGACACCAUUUUUUGUUAAACAUGUGAUUUUUUUUAAUCGACACUUAUAAAUAAUAUAAUAUCGAUUCAAUGUUAUUUUAAUUAGCAAAACUAUAUUCACUAAUUGGAGAUGUAAUUUUUAAAAAUCGACGUAUUUUAAAAUUGGAAUACGGAUUUAAUGUUAUUAAAAUGAGCUAUUUUUUUUUGGCGAUGUGAUUUUCUUCAAAUCGACGUUUAUAGACAAUAGAAUAUGGAGUCAAAUUUAUUUUAAUUAAGUAUACUUUUUUUUCUCGUAUUUU
Messenger RNA from Pararge aegeria (speckled wood butterfly), 1227 nucleotides. RefSeq names its product phospholipid phosphatase 5. The record is from RefSeq and is a predicted model, not a curated record. The coding region runs from base 80 to 934 and encodes 284 amino acids. NCBI's taxonomy places the organism in Eukaryota, Metazoa, Arthropoda, Insecta, Lepidoptera, Nymphalidae. Gene Ontology annotation, biological process: phospholipid metabolic process. Gene Ontology annotation, molecular function: phosphatidate phosphatase activity. The transcript is spliced from 6 exons.